CGACUCGCGCCCUGGUUUCCUGUCCUACCUUCGACCCCGGGAAGCGCAGGCCUUUGGGGAGUCGCCCCUCUCCUCUCGGCAGGACUGCUGGAAAGCACGAGCAGGGAGGCCAUGGCCACCCCGCAGGUGACUGUGGGCACCAUCAUGGUGGAUGGGCAAACCCUGUUCUACCGGCAGGCCAAUCCGGCCCAACAGGCCCCCAAGCUGUCUGUCCUGCUGCUCCACGGCAUUCGCUUUUCAUCCGAGACCUGGCUCAAUCUGCAGACGCUGUCUAAGCUGGCAGAUGCUGGCUAUUGCGCUGUGGCCAUUGAUCUGCCAGGGUUCGGCCAUUCCAAGGAGGCGACAGCUCCGGCCCCUGUUGGGCAGCCUGCCCCGGGGGGUUUCCUGAAGGCUGUCUGUGAGGCCCUGCAGUUGGGCCAGGUGGUUGUGAUCAGCCCAUCUCUCAGCGGGAUGUACUCGCUCCCAUUCCUCUUCCAGCACAGCCAGCUGGUUCAGGCCUAUGUGCCAGUGGCGCCCAUCUGCUCCGAGAAGUUCCCCGCCAUGCAGUACGCCAGCAUAAAGACCCCCACGCUGAUUGUGUAUGGGGAUCAGGACGCUGAGCUGGGGGAGAUGAGCCUGAACAACCUCAAGAACCUGCCCAAUCACAAGGUGCUGCUGCUGAAAGGAGCGGGACAUGCCUGUUACCUGGACAAGCCGGAGGAGUGGCACCUGGGCCUGCUGGACUUCCUGAAGAGCCUGGAGUGACGAGCGGCCUCUCUUCUCCCCCAGCCCUUCAGUGUGCGAUCUGUCAGGCACACGGCUGGCUCUUUGGUGCAUACCUCCUGUGAAGGAUCUGGGGACCACAGCUUCUCUCUCCCACUAGAGCGGGUACUUAAUCGAUGGCUUUUUGCCAAUCUUGGACAAUUGCAGCACACUGGGGGGUUUGCAAAGGGCGGCCACGCAGCCAGAGGCGCCCUCCUGGCAGCCAGGUGCUUGCUCCUUUUCCUUCUUUUUAAAAUGAUUAGAAUUGAAAGGUCUGUAGAAGCUGAUUGGCCACUAGCAUGGGGUGAGAUGGGGGUAUUGAGGGCAGGUUCCCCAGCUGCACGUUCUAGUGCAAGCCCGUCCUGCCAGUCCUAGCUCCACAGCUCUGUCAAUGCCCCUGCUCCUACCCUGCAGCCUCCCUGCGACUCCAGUCCUGUCCCCACCCAGAUCUGCCAGUGCCCCCAAUCCUGCCCUGCCCCCAACCAGCUCUGCCAGUGCCCUCGCUCCUGCCCUGCAGCCUCCCUGCGACUCCAGCCCUGCCCCCACCCAGCUCUGCCAGUGCCCCCGCUCCUGCCCUGCAGCCUCCCUGCGACUCCAGCCCUGCCCCCACCCAGCUCUGCCAGUGCCCCCGCUCCUGCCCUGCAGCCUUCCUGUGACUCCAGCCCUGCCCCCACCCAGCUCUGCCAGUGCCCCUGCUCCUGCCCUGCAGUCUCCCUGCAAUUCCAACCCAACCAACCCAGUUCUGCUGUACACCUCAAUCCUGCCUGUAGCACCCCCAGCUACUUCAGCCCUACCCUAGCCCCACUGAUGUGCCUUAAUCCUGCUGUGAGCCUCACUGGAGCAUACGCUGACACCCACCCCCAGCACUGCUUGGCUUGUGAGGAGAGACCCAGCCCCUGGGAGCCACACGGAGGCCAAACUCGCUGCCAGCCUGGGAUCAUUCAAGGAGCUUCCUCCUGAACCCCAAACUGGGGCGACAGCACCUAAUCCUUCAUGAGCAAAUAAAACUCAGAUCUGGG
Malaclemys terrapin pileata is the source of this 1760-nucleotide messenger RNA. RefSeq names its product abhydrolase domain containing 14B (gene ABHD14B). The transcript is spliced from 4 exons. The coding region runs from base 112 to 744 and encodes 210 amino acids. NCBI's taxonomy places the organism in Eukaryota, Metazoa, Chordata, Testudines, Emydidae. The record is from RefSeq and is a predicted model, not a curated record. Gene Ontology annotation, cellular component: cytoplasm.